This is a messenger RNA of Eucalyptus grandis, 2012 nucleotides long. RefSeq names its product NAD(H) kinase 1. NCBI's taxonomy places the organism in Eukaryota, Viridiplantae, Streptophyta, Magnoliopsida, Myrtales, Myrtaceae. Gene Ontology annotation, biological process: NADP+ biosynthetic process; NAD+ metabolic process. The record is from RefSeq and is a predicted model, not a curated record. Bases 133 to 1704 code for a protein of 523 amino acids. Gene Ontology annotation, molecular function: NAD+ kinase activity. The transcript is spliced from 11 exons.
UCUCCCCACCCCAGCUGUUGAGACAACAGUUCGUGCGUGUUGACUUUUACACGAUUCAGUUGGCUUCUCGCAAAGGCUCUCUCCGCGCGGGACUCGCCACCUCCGAUUUGCUCCUCCAUUUCGCCAGCCAAGAUGAAUUCAUCCGAUGGUGCAAGUCAUUCUAGCUCAAGGCCAGAGAACGGUUUUAUUGAUUCAGCUUCUGUUGUAAAUUCUGAGAAAGCAAUCCUGGAACUUCUGCAACAAACUCCUGUUCGUGAUAACGAUGAACAUCUCAUAGAAUUUUCGGAGGCUUUGAGAACUGUUGCAAAGGCACUAAGGCGAGCUGCUGAAGGAAAGGCUUCUGCUCAAGCUGAGGCGGCAGAAUGGAAGCGGAAGUAUGAACUUGAAAGAGCACAGAAUCAGGACUUUCAACAACAAGGAAAAUCUGGAGGUAAAGAUGAUGAUGAUGUUCACUGCGAGAGUACACAAAACUUGGAUGACCAGGAUGAUUUGUGUAACGAAGCCAAUGAGCAACCUGAAGGGUUUUGUGCGGAGCAUGGAAUUUGCUCCCAUGAGGUUCUUUUCGAUGGGGAAAAUGAUUCUGCAUCGAGGGCAAUUCAAAAGCGAAUGAUGAGAAAGGCAUCAUUCAAACUUUCAUGGAGGUGCAAAGGCAAGAGAAGUGAUCAGCACAAACAUGACAUCGUGUCUUUUGAAAAGGGAAAUAUAACAACAGCUGGGCGCACUAGUAAACAGAUUGCUUUGAAGUGGGAAUCUCCUCCACAGACAGUGCUUAUUAUGACAAAACCAAAUUCAAAUUCUGUUCGAGUCCUAUGUGGAGAAAUAGUCAGAUGGUUAAAAGACCACAAGAACUUGAACAUUUAUGUUGAACCACGCGUGCGAUCUGAACUUCUCACUGAUUCAUCUUCCUUCGAGUUCGUGCAAACUUGGAAAGAUGAAAGUGAGAUUCUGGACUUGCACAAGAAAGUUGACCUUGUGGUCACUCUUGGUGGGGAUGGAACUGUCCUUUGGGCGGCAUCAAUGUUCAAAGGACCAGUGCCCCCUGUUGUCCCCUUUUCUUUAGGGUCCUUGGGUUUUAUGACCCCUUUCUACAGUGAACGCUACAAAGAACACUUGGAUUCGAUUCUUAAAGGUCCAAUCAGCAUAACAUUACGGCAUCGGUUGCAGUGUCAUGUUGUCAGGGAUUCAGCCAGAAAUGAAUACGAAACAGAAGAACCGAUACUUGUUUUAAAUGAAGUCACAAUUGAUCGGGGAAUAUCAUCGUACCUCACAAAUUUGGAGUGCUAUAGUGAUAACUCGUUUGUCACUUUAGUACAAGGGGAUGGGCUAAUCUUGUCAACUACAUCUGGCAGCACUGCCUAUUCAUUAGCGGCUGGAGGAUCAAUGGUCCAUCCACAGGUUCCUGGCAUACUAUUCACGCCGAUAUGUCCUCAUUCCUUAUCCUUUAGGCCAUUGAUCUUACCCGAACACGUCACUAUUCGGGUGCAAGUACCUUUCAACAGCCGAAGUCAGGCGUGGGUAUCAUUCGAUGGCAAGGACAGGAAACAGUUAGGAGCCGGGGACGCACUCAUCUGUAGCAUGGCCCCAUGGCCCGUCCCUACCGCUUGUCAGGUUGAUUCCACCAGCGACUUCUUGCGCAGCAUCCAUGACGGCCUCCAUUGGAAUCUGAGAAAGACUCAGUCAUUUGAUGGUCCGAGGGAACUCUGAGCAUUGUUUUCCCCCCAAUAUAUAUAGUUUAGGUAUGGGCAGCAAAAUCGAGCUAUGUUAGUUACUUUAAAAAAAAAAGGAAAGAAAAAGGAAAGUGAUUCCCAUGGAAGGAUGUAUGUGCUGGUUCACAAUUGAUUGUCUAAAGCUGCCAUGACACUCUUACUUGUAGUUGUCACCUGAAGUGAGGGGGGAGCCUUAAUGGUGGCCAGAUUUUUAAAUUGCUGAAGUAUUAAAUGUACAUGAGGUAUUACUUCAUAUUCUUUGAAGGCUGUUGGAUCAAAUAAAGUUUAAAGUAUUUAAGCGCGAAA